AUGGGAGGCUGCAACGAGCGUGAGACGGUUUUUGAAGAAGAAUCAGUGCGAGAUCUCAGAACGCAAAUGGUAAUUGAGUACUUAAAGCAACGGAAGCUGAUGGUAAAAAAUCUUAAAACGCGUAAAAGAGCUGAAGACACAGAAAGUGCUGAUGAAAACAGCACAUAUUCAGAAGACGAAAAUAAAUCAGCUGAAAUAGCACCAAUAGAAAAGCAGGAAACAAAAAGGCCAAAAAUCGAGGAGCAAGAUGAAGCAAUCGAAGAAGAGCUAAUUCAAAAAGUUGAAUUUGCUCCAACGAAAAUGAAGCAAGAAGCAGAAACUGAAGAAGUCUUCAUAGGAGCUAUUGAAAUUUCACCUAUGAGGCCGAGCUUGGAAAUCCAAAAUAUUCCCUAUGUCGCUUCUUUUAGGCCAACAAAAAAGCCACCUGUUAUAGAAAAAAUAAUCCAAGACGCCCCACCAAGGCCAAGCUUGGGAAUCCAAAAAAUCCCUUUAGUGCACUCAAUAAAGCCGAAAAAGGCUGAAGAGCUUAAAAUUGAAAAUUUUUCAAUCCAAACCUCAGUAUCCAGACCGUCACUUGGCUUAGAAAUUAUGCCAAUAUCCGUUUUUGAGCCAAUCAGGGCGACAAUUCAUUCUCCUAUAAAAAUUGAGGAAAUUGCCAAAGAAAUAAACCAGCUAGAAGAAAGAGAUUUUUCGCCUUUGCCAAAUGAUAAAAAGCCUAAGUUUAAAAAACUUAAAGAAAUCUGUGUAGAUGACUUAUUUGUUUUUCAAGAAGAUAUAAAUGAGCCUUUACAACCUGACAUAAAAUUCCCUGAAGAAGAAGAGGAUAUGAUAAUGAUAAAAACCCCUGCUAUCAAAGUAGAAGCUCCAGCCAAACAAGAAGCAGGCGUAGAGUCCUCAGAAGAACAAGUCAUUGAUUUCCAAUUUUCUCCAGAAAUCCCGUCCAGAGACUCUGAAGAAAUCAGUAUGAGAGAUAGCUACUCCGGCGCCAAUGUAUUUGUGAAGUCUCGCAAGCGUAUUCAUAUGUUCAGAGAUAACCCGAAACCUUUAACCCCUGAGAUGCACAAGCUGAAUUUAGAAUGCAGGCUUACAAUUGAUGAAGAAGCCAGGAAAUCAAUCGAAAAAAUGAAUAAGUAA
Molecule: messenger RNA, 1134 nt
Organism: Blepharisma stoltei
Lineage: Eukaryota; Ciliophora; Heterotrichea; Heterotrichida; Blepharismidae
Source: the annotation of a GenBank genome assembly